Molecule: messenger RNA, 1637 nt
Organism: Aspergillus heteromorphus CBS 117.55
Lineage: Eukaryota; Fungi; Ascomycota; Eurotiomycetes; Eurotiales; Aspergillaceae
Product: histidine phosphatase family protein
Exons: 4
Coding region: 28-1473 (481 amino acids)
Cellular component (GO): fungal-type cell wall
Molecular function (GO): acid phosphatase activity
Source: RefSeq, a predicted model, not a curated record
CAUCCUCCCCCCUCCUCAUCCGCCUCAAUGCCUUCUCCCGCCCUCCUCACCCUCGCCUGUGCCCUGAGCAUCGCGACUGGGGCCUCUGCCUACUCCUAUGGCGCCGGGAACCCCCAGGCCUCCCAGGAGAAGCAGUUCUCCCAGGAGUUCCGCGAUAGCUACAGCAUCCUGAAGCACUACGGCGGCAAUGGCCCCUACUCCGAGCGUCAGUCCUACGGUGUCGCUCGCGAUCCCCCCACCGGCUGCGAGGUCGACCAGGUCAUCGCCAUCAAGCGCCACGGCGAGCGUUACCCUUCCCCCUCCGCCGGCGAGGGCAUCGAGAGCGCCCUGGCCAAGGUCUACAAGGCCAACUCCACCGUCUACAAGGGCGACCUGGCCUUCCUGAACGACUGGACCUACUACGUCCCCGACGCGUGCUACUACAACGCCGAGACCUUCAGCGGCCCUUACGCCGGUCUACUGGACGGCUACGCCAUGGGUAACGAGUACCGUGCCCGCUACGGCCACCUCUGGGACGGCGAGUCCGUCGUGCCUCUGUUCUCCAGUGGCUACAGCCGUGUCAUCAACACCGCGCGCAAGUUCGGUGAGGGCUUCUUCGGAUACAACUACUCCACCAACGCGGCCCUGAACAUCAUCACCGAGUCGGAGACCCAGGGUGCCGACAGUCUGACCCCCAGCUGCGAUGUCGACAACGACCAGACGACCUGCAACGCCCUGACCAACAUCAUGCCCGAGUUCAAGGUGGCCGCUGCUCGUUUGAACUCCCAGAACCCUGGCAUGAACCUCACCGCCAGCGAUAUCUACAACCUGAUGGUGAUGGCCUCCUACGAGCUCAACGCCCGCCCCUUUUCCCACUGGAUCAACGCCUUCACCCAGGACGAAUGGGUCAGCUUUGGCUAUGUCGAGGACCUGAACUACUACUACUGCGCGGGUCCCGGUGACAAGAACAUGGCCGCUGUCGGCGCCGUCUACGCCAACGCCAGUCUGACUCUCCUGAACCAGGGUCCGGAGGAAGCCGGCUCUAUUUUCUUCAACUUCGCCCACGACACGAACAUCACCCCCAUCCUCGCCGCCCUGGGCAUCCUCAUCCCCGACGAAGACCUCCCCCUCGACCGCAUCCCCUUCGGCAACCCCUACUCGACCGGCAACAUCGUCCCCCAGGGCGGCCACUUCGUGAUCGAGCGCCUCAGCUGCAAGGCGACCCCCAUCUCCAAGGCGGGCCCCUACGUCCGCCUGGUGCUGAACGAGGGCGUCGUGCCCUUCAACGACUGCACGGACGGGCCCGGCUACUCGUGCUCCCUGGCCAACUACACCUCCAUCCUGAACAAGAACCUGCCCGACUACACCAGCACCUGCGACGUGCCGGCGUCGUACCCCCAGUACCUCAGCUUCUGGUGGGACUACAACACCACCACCACCCUGAACUACCCCUCCGGGCCGAUUAAGUGCCAGGAGGGUGACGCUUCCGAUUAAACGAUUGAUGAGAUGAGAUGAGAGGAGAUGUUAUGCUGCUCGGGUAAUGUAUAGCCGGAAAGAAUAGUCAUGUCUAAUGAGAGGAAAGGGGGUAAAAUGUGGAUGGCCCGAUAAUCAUGAUGUUUGUAUCGCUGUGGAGGGGUGUAUAUAAUGGUAAUAGUGAU